Molecule: messenger RNA, 1173 nt
Organism: Neoarius graeffei (lesser salmon catfish)
Lineage: Eukaryota; Metazoa; Chordata; Actinopteri; Siluriformes; Ariidae
Gene: ppp1r14ab
Product: protein phosphatase 1, regulatory (inhibitor) subunit 14Ab
Exons: 4
Coding region: 15-461 (148 amino acids)
Biological process (GO): regulation of phosphorylation
Cellular component (GO): cytoplasm
Molecular function (GO): protein serine/threonine phosphatase inhibitor activity
Source: RefSeq, a predicted model, not a curated record
UGGAGGUGAGAGGCAUGGCCGCAAACCGGGUGGGAAGGCGCUAUACCAGUAAAGUGCACUCACCGAGCAGAGGCUCUGGUCGGGAAUCAGGACUGAGUGUGCAGAAGAGACAAGCCCGAGUUACAGUGAAAUAUAACAGAAAGGAGCUGCAGAGGCGUCUGGAUGUGGAGAAGUGGAUAGACACAGGACUGGAUGAGCUCUACAUGGGAAGGGAGGAGCACAUGCCAGAGGAGGUGAAUAUCGAUGAGCUUUUGGACCUGCCGAAUGAUGAGGAGAGGACCAAAAGGCUCCAGGCUAUUCUCCAUUCCUGUAAUACUAACACAGAAGCAUUUAUUAAGGAGCUGGUCCUGAAGCUUCAGGGGCUGCAGAAACAGGAAGACCUCCACAAUGACGGCAUUGAGCAUCCUCAGCUCCACAUCUUCCCCAACCGCCAAAACUCUGCCAAUUCUGAAAUACUUUAAGAUACACUGACAGCACCCACUGCUUAUAUGGACAGAACUUUUCCUGUGUAAUACUACCAGUGACCCAUCACUGUUUAGUUUUAGUGUUGUAAUUUUAACACAUGCAGUGCAUCCAGAUGGAACUAAUUCAGCACUCAGCCUGUAAAACAACAUACAGAACACACACACACACGUAUUUAUUGACUUUUGACAUGACCAUUAAUGCCUGGUUGUAUAAACCACGUUUAACAAGCACAUAAGAAAGAGAUUUUUUUAUUUCGAUGAGCAGUUUUCAGCUGUUUUGUAGUAAACGUUAAAAGGUUUAAUUGACUUGUACACACUUUCUUCAUGUGUUCCCUGUAUGAGUUGUGAGACUUUAACGCUUCUUGUGGUAACUGCUGUAGGUUCUAUGUCAUGUAUGAUCUAUGGUUUUGUAGAAUAUAUACAGUUUAUAAAUGUUAAUUAAAUACACAUGGAUAUACAGCUUGUGAGAAGGUUUCACAAAAAUAUUAACUAAUUAAUAUGUUUGACUUAAUCAAAACUUUAUGGCUCAUCUUCUUAAAAUCUUAGAAAUGUUACACAGACCCUUAUAAUCCCAAGAUCUUGAACGGUUCUUGUCAUAAAUAGUUCACUAUUGCUUUAAGCUCUACAACCCAGAAGCAUCCUGUGUUAAAGUAACUUUGUGCUCACCUGAGAUCUUGACUCAAACGUGGUGAUUAUGGUGAUUUUACUG